AAACAAAAAGAAAAUAUGAAAGUAAAAUAAAUAUUUAGUCCAAUUAUUCACCGAUUGCGCGUAUGGAGAUAAUGAUGUUGAUAUUUGAGAUCUAUUGUAUUCACAUUUCUCUUUACAAACUUUUUUUUAAUCAAAUCAGAAUAACUAAAAGAAAAAUGGAAACAUGGAGGAGUACAAUAGUGGGAAUAGCAGUAGCUUUAAUGGUGGUGGUGACUUCUGGAGAAGAAAAAGCGAUAGACAAGGAAGCUUGUAGGGAACAACGCCUUGGAAUGGCCACGUGUCUUCCUUACAUGAAAGGACAAUCAAGAUCUCCGACGCCGGACUGUUGCUCCGGCCUCAGAGAGAUUCUAAAUUCCGACAAGAAUUGUAUUUGUGUGAUCAUUCAAGACAGGAAUGAUCCUCAACUGGGUCUCCAGAACCAGAUCAAUGCCUCUCUCGCUUUCACUCUUCCUUCCCUUUGCCAUGCCACUGCUAACGUCUCCAAGUGCCCUGCUUUACUUCACUUGGACCCAAAUUCUCCAGAAGCCCAAGUGUUCUAUUAUAUAGAUGCAGCAAUUAACAAAAUCAGCCCAGCCUCUGCUCCCACUGGGUCGGAACCUGAGCCAAGCACUUCUCCGACCCCUGGAUCCGACGAUGCUAACAACAGUGGCAAGAGUUCGACCUCUUUGCUCAGGCUCCAAGUUGUUGCCCAUUUCUUCCUACUUUUGUGUAUUUAGAUGCUGCAAUUGUCAUGCUCUCUGGUCAAGUUGCUGACGGUUUUGCUACAGUCUUCGUUGGUGAAUUGUCUCAUGUCAUUUAAGGGUAAUCAAAAUUUGAGUCAAAAGCGAUAUUGUUCUAUGAUUGAUAGAUUUGGGCAUUUCAAAAUCUGGCACGCAGGAGGAUCCUUACUAGUGGCUAUCUCGUUUUCCUCGGUCUUUGGCGGUUGCUUGCCUUGUUCACUCCUCCAUAGUAACUCUUUAACCGUCGAAACAUUCUCGUACAGUAUGUUUGCAGCUAUCUUCAAUAUAGGAUGGGCCGCUACUCAGGUUUCCCACAUGGCUAUGGUCAAUUGCAUUACAUUGAACUCAACAAGCAGAGUAGCACUAACAAGCUCCCGUAACGCGUUUAGUAUGGUUGCUAAUUUAGGCUUAUACGCGAUUGCUUUAGUUGUAUUUGGUGUUAGCAAGGCUGACACAAAAGAAAAUACUGAAAUACAGUAUCGCUGGAUUGCUUAUUCAUCCAUUACCGUAGGAUGCUGCUUUGUGGUCAUAUUUCUUAUGGGAACAAAGGAACCACGUCUGCGGAUAAAUCUAAGAGAAACCAGCCGAAGAAGAAUACCAUGGGCCUAUUGGUUCCGUAAGAUUCUGUAUUACCAAGUCGCAAUGGUUUAUCUAUUAACUCGACUAGUAUUGAAUGUUUCACAGGCAUAUCUUGCAUUCUUUGUUAUUGAUGAUCUCCAAAUGGCUCAAUCCGCUAAAGCUCUGGUUCCUGCAAUAAUCUACAUCUGCAGCUUCGUUGUAUCCGUUAUGCUUCAGGAGAUUCCAUGGAACGGAAAACGCCUCAAGGCAUAUUAUUGUGCUGGUGGUAUUAUUUGGAUAUUCUGUGGUGUGUCGAUCCUCUUAUUGCCCAGAGGCAUUAGCUCUUUCAUGUACGCGAUCUCUGUCUUCAUCGGCAUUGCAAAUGCAUUGAUUCUGGUGACAGCAAUAAGUAUGCAGAGUGUGUUAGUUGGUUCAGAACUUGGUGGAUGUGCUUUCGUUUGUGGGUCUUUAAGCUUCUUAGACAAGAUGUCAUGUGGGAUUGCUUUAUAUAUUCUUCAGUCACACCAAAGCAACAGCACUUCACCACAAGUGGAUGUAAACAUCAAACAAAGUUUUUACUUUUCGGUGACGAGAUAUGGUUUAGGGCUUGUACCAGCUGUAUGCUCUUUUAUAGGAGUCGUUGUCACGUAUUUUAUGGAACUCGAUAGCACAAUUCUAAAGCCUCUGUGUCAACCAUUGCUAUUAGAAUGAAUCAGAAAGUAAGACCGGCGAAAACAUUUCUGGUCUGGUUGACACAUGACACAAACUGGUUUAUUAGUUGAUAUGUUUCAGUUCCUUGAUAUUUUUUUUUGUUCAUAGGUAAUAGAUCACACAGAGAAAGCAUUUGUACCAGAACUACUUAAAGUUUGAAAAAAUUAAUGAAAGUUGAUUUUUUUUUUUUUCUUCAAAUUGUCUAUACCCAUGUUUGCUGUUUUUUAACUGACUCUUCCUUGUAUGAUGGAUGUAUUUAAUCAGAAUCUUCAUCCUUGCAAAGAAAACAGAUCUCAAAUCCAAAUAUUUUAUUCG
Molecule: messenger RNA, 2303 nt
Organism: Thlaspi arvense
Lineage: Eukaryota; Viridiplantae; Streptophyta; Magnoliopsida; Brassicales; Brassicaceae
Source: the annotation of a GenBank genome assembly